This is a messenger RNA of Pelecanus crispus (Dalmatian pelican), 1050 nucleotides long. NCBI's taxonomy places the organism in Eukaryota, Metazoa, Chordata, Aves, Pelecaniformes, Pelecanidae. The record is from RefSeq and is a predicted model, not a curated record.
AUGGAGAACCACAAGUGUGGAAACAGUGACUUCCCAUUUGUGAACACUGAAGUUGUAAGGGACCGACUGUAUCAGCUGAACGUUCACCAGUCCACGGGGCUUGAUGGGGUACAUCCCAGAGUACUGGAGGAGCUAGCAGAUGUUCUGGCAGGGCCCUUCUCGAUCAUCUGCCAAAGGUCUUGGGAGUCUGGGGAGGUCCCUGCUGACUGGAAGCCAGCCAGUUUUAUUCCUGGCUACAAAAAGGGCACACCUGAGGAGCUAGAAGAUGUAUCUGACCUUGAAGAAGACCAUGAUGCACGUAGUCGUACAAGUAUUCAGACUGAAGGGAAAACUGACAGGGCCAAGAUGACUCAACUGCCAGAGGCUGAAAAGGAAAAGAUAGCUGAGCAAGUGGCUGACUUUAAGAAAGUUAAGAGUAAGCUUGAUGCAGAGAUUGAAAUAUGGGACGAUACCAGCAAUGACAUAAUUGUUUUGGCCAAGAGGAUGUGUGUGAUUAUGAUGGAGAUGACUGACUUCACAAGGGGUAGAGGACCACUGAAGAACACAUCUGAUGUAAUUAAUGCAGCAAAAAUGAUUUCAGAGUCAGGAUCGAGGAUGGAUGUCCUCGCACGGCUGAUUGCCAAUCAGUGUCCAGACCAAUCGUGCAAACAGGAUUUGUUGGCUUACCUGGAACAGAUCAAGCUGUACUCCCAUCAGCUCAAAAUCUGCAGUCAAGUUAAAGCAGAAAUCCAGAACCUAGGUGGAGAGCUCAUCAUGUCUGCUUUGGAUAGCGUCACUUCACUAAUUCAGGCUGCCAAAAAUUUAAUGAAUGCUGUGGUGCAGACAGUGAAGAUGUCCUACAUUGCAUCCACAAAGAUUAUCAAGAUUCAGAGUCCUACUGGCCCACGACAUCCUGUUGUGAUGUGGAGAAUGAAGGCUCCAGAGAAGAAGCCCCUAAUUAAAAGGGAGAAGCCAGAAGAAAUCUAUGCAGCUGUCAGAAAAGGUUCUGCAAAGAAGAGAAUCCAUCCUGUCCAAGUCAUGAGUGAAUUUAGAGGCAGAGAAAUAGUCUAA